ACACAAUCCACAGGAGGCUUAGGGGUACCAAAAAUUACCAACUAUUAUGAGGCGGCUAUUCUCGAAUCCGCCAUAAAGCUCCAUGCCCCUAAACACACCUUUCAAUGGGUGGACAUGGAAAACGACAAAACACACCCUCAUCCCAUACUACACAUAAUGUGGUCACCAACAAUACAUCGACCCAAAAAAAUAAUACUAUAUCCUACCUCUACAGUAACACUCAAAUACUGGGAUAAACU
Messenger RNA from Pelobates cultripes (western spadefoot toad), 239 nucleotides. The record is from the annotation of a GenBank genome assembly. NCBI's taxonomy places the organism in Eukaryota, Metazoa, Chordata, Amphibia, Anura, Pelobatidae.